AUGGUUGCGUCAAAUUGACUGAUAUAUUGAAACACAAGUUUGCUAUCAUUUUAUCGGAUUGUAAUCACAAUCGGAUCAAUCAGUCAUUUAUUAUAUUGUCAUUAUAAUUGUCAUAAUAUUAGUAUCAACUGGUGAUCGACAAUAAUAAUAAUAAUUAGUGAUAAUGUCAAAGAUGACUGAAGAAUGUGUGGCAACAAUGGACGUAAAGUCUGACAUCAAAGCCGACACUAAAGAUAUCAACGAUCACUUCAUUUGUGGUGUCGUUGAAGGUUUUUAUGGCCGUCCGUGGACUGCAAGUCAACGAAAAGAUCUGUUUAUUAAACUUAAGCGAUUUGGUCUCAACACAUACAUGUAUGCCCCCAAAGAUGACCUCAAACAUCGGGCCUAUUGGAGGGAACUCUAUACAGUCGAAGAGGCGGAUCAAUUAAGUGUAUUGAUUAAUGCGGCCAAAGAGAGCUCUAUUGAGUUCAUAUAUGCGUUAUCUCCCGGUCUCGACAUAUCAUAUUCAAGUGCUAAAGACAUGUUAUGUCUUAAACGAAAGUUAGAACAGGUCUCACAAUUUGGAUGCAAUGCUUUUGCUCUACUUUUUGACGAUAUUGAACCCGAAAUAAGUGAAUCCGAUAAAGAAGUGUUUCAGUCAUUUGCCAGCGCACAGGUCUCAGUCUCUAAUGAGAUCUACCAAAGCCUGGGUCAGCCAAGGUUUCUGUUUUGUCCGACUGAGUACUGCAACUCACGAGCCGUUCCUAAUGUUCAAAACUCGGAAUAUCUUAAUACAAUCGGUCGGACAUUAAUGUCAGGAAUUGAUGUUAUGUGGACCGGGAGUAAAGUUAUAACUCACACAUUAACUGUCCAAUCAAUACAAGAAUUAUCAGAAGUUCUAAGACGACCGCCAGUCAUAUGGGAUAAUCUUCACGCCAAUGAUUACGAUCAGAAGCGUAUAUUUCUUGGCCCUUAUAGCGGCCGAUCUACGGAUUUGAUCCCUCAUUUAAGAGGUGUGCUUACAAAUCCUAAUUGUGAAUAUGAGCCCAACUUUAUUCCUAUACAUACUUUGGCGCAAUGGUCUAAAUGCAAGUCUGACGCCAAAUGUCAAACGAGUUCUAUCAGUUCGGACAUCAAACUUGAGGCUGAAAGUGAUAAUGGAUUAAUUGAAGACAUACCAAUGCAUUUGAGCCCUACUGCAUAUCAUCCAAAGAAAGCAUUGAGAUUAUCUAUUACUGAAUGGUUGUCUGAGUUUAAUAAACAAAAGACAGCUUACGGUCGAUCUAAUUCUUUCCUUAAUUUAUCUUUGCCACCGAUUCUUCCAAUAGUCAAUCCACUGCCUCUCGAGGAAAAUGCAUCUAAUGAUGAUAAACCAUUAGAUAUGAACACUGCUUCAUCUUUAUCUUCGUCGUCAUCACCAACUACUAGCUCUAAUGACUCAAAUGCUGAUAAAACUACUGAACCUAACGAUGCAAAUGAAUUAAUUGAAAGUGCAAUACAAUCACCAAAAGACACAAAUCAAAUACUUGAACCAAUGGACUGCAAUACGAGUCCUAAUUUGUCACCAAAGCAUACAUUUGAUGCACAAAUGGAAGAAACAAAUGUAAAAAAUGAUGAUUUAGACACAUCUCCACAAUUAACACCUAAACGAGGGGCUAAUAGUGUCGAUUCCGGCGAAGAGAUGCAGACAGAGUGUUGUUCAGAAAUAGAUGAUGAAACUCGUUGUCAUCAAUUAACAUAUGAAGACAUUUCACUUUUAAUUGAUUUAUUUUACUUACCCUUUGAACACGGAGGACAAGGCUUACAAUUUCUCAAUGAAUUUCAUUGGCUUAAAGCUAAUGGAUUUCUUGUAUCUGAAUUCCGACGUAAAAUAACUACAGAAUCGGAGGGACCAGAAGUGUCUGAAUGGUAUGCGAGGGCAGCAAAGUUUGAUGACAUGACUGCAUCUGUUGGCCGAUUGCUUACAAAAUUAACUUUUUGUAAAAACCGAUCGCUUUUAUAUGAUUUAUAUCCAUAUGUUUGGGAUAUUAAAGGAGUCAUCUCUCUAUUGAAUUCAUAUGUUAAAUGGCUCGCCUUAGGAAGAGUGCCGACAUCUACUCUGACACAACCAAAUGGGUUCAUCCCUCCAACCUUUACCUGGUUUUCAAAAGGCUAUAGAGAAGCGUUUCAGAGCGGAGAUCAAGAACCAUGGGUUUUCAGAGGAGGACUCACUGCUGAACUUCAGAGAUUACUACCGGUAGAGACGGUCAGUGAUUUGUUUUUAUACAAAGCACCCGAAUCUCCUUCGAGUCAAAUCUACACUAUUAGACCAUACCUUCCAAACGAUGAAUCGCAUGUUUAUGACAUUUGUCGCAAAACAUUUGCUUUGGAGAGAGAAAACAUAACUUUAGAAGAUAUAACUGAUUUUGUUGGCGACAGACUUGUCGGCGGAUUUUUAUCACUCACUCCUGAAUAUUGUUUUAUAGUUGAGGACGAAAUGGGGAUCUGUGGCUAUGCUUUGGCUGCUAUCGACGCACAACAGUUCAAUAAAAAACUUGAAAUUUCGUGGACACCCGAACUCAGCCGCAAAUAUCCGGCGCCGACCGAAAAAUUAAGUUCCGGUCAAAAAUUAUCUCCAGUCGAGCAAAUGAUUCAUGAUAUGCACUCAACAAGUGCUGUCUAUCCAAUACCUGAUGUCAUUUUAAAGAGUCAUCCGUCUGUACUGAAGAUGUCUGUUUUGCCACAUAUUAUGGACUUAAGUGUUCCCAAGAGAAUACUCGCCUGUAUUAUAGCAGCUCUUAAAGCCAAUGGAUCUGUGGGUGUCUUCAGUGAGAUUUCAUCAACUGAUAAGAAGUUAUUUGACUUUUAUUCUAAAUUAGGGUUUUUACAGAUCCAGGUGUCCAGUGAUUGCACUAAUGAAAUGUCUAUUUUCAUGGGUCGAGUCAUUUGAUUGCAAUCAUUAAUUUAUUAUUUAAAUUAAAUUUUGUAUCUUUUUUUAAAA
Oppia nitens is the source of this 2959-nucleotide messenger RNA. It is a transcript of the gene Oga, whose product is annotated as protein O-GlcNAcase-like. The coding region runs from base 164 to 2908 and encodes 914 amino acids. Lineage: Eukaryota; Metazoa; Arthropoda; Arachnida; Sarcoptiformes; Oppiidae. Gene Ontology annotation, molecular function: beta-N-acetylglucosaminidase activity. The record is from RefSeq and is a predicted model, not a curated record. Gene Ontology annotation, biological process: glycoprotein metabolic process. The transcript is spliced from 8 exons.